CUCCUAUAAAUAGAGGAGGCGCUGGUGUGGCUUGCCGCUUGACAUUUUAGGGCUUGACCGGUAUUUUCGCAGGAGCUCUCGGGUACACUCUCGGGGUGCGACGGACAGUUCGGGAAAACGCGCAGCGCGUGUAUCACGCGCUCUCGUGAUUUCAUUAGAACGAUUCGAUGUGGUGCAUCUUACUAGGCUGCUCUGUCGUGCACUGAGCUGACGGCGUCAGCGCGUCGAAAGUAUGCUCCCCACAUAUCACCAGCUGAAGCUUCAGCUAUGGCGGAUCCUGUCGGACCCCGGUGAAAGCCACGACAAAUACCUAAAGGAGUAUCGAGCCUUCUUCAGCGAGCAGGCCCUGCUGCUGGACGUAGACGCAACAUUUUCAUUCGGCGAGGUAUGCCGCAAGCAGAGCAGGAACCUUUACGAAGAAUCAAUUUACCAGGUGGAUUGUACCAUAGAGUGGCCUGGCAUCACCUGGUUUGGCCCGUCCAUUAAACACCUACAGGUGGGACGCGCAUGGUGCAAUGCUGGUCGUGACCAGGGGUCCAACAAAGCACUGUUCCAGUGGCUGGUGCCAAGCCUCCUCGAGGCCUUUCAGUUGGCCACUCACCCCGUGGACUGGAAUGUGAGCCUUUUGUCAUUCUCCUUUGGCACGCUGGCGGAGCUUGGAACAUACGUGCAGCACCAUCAGUUCUCCGCUUAUCUUUAUCGCGGCCACCAUGAGUAUUGGGUGGACUCAACAUUCCAGCAUGACCAGCACAGCCUCCACAUUGACCUACACCUCAACCACCAUAGCGGGUGUGAAGAUCGAGUCGCAGAAUACCGAUUUGUCGUGCCCUAUCUCAACAUCUUGAAGGUGUACGACGUGAUGAAGCUGACAGACUGUCCGUCGGCAAUGCAAAUUCGGUAUGCCGGAUCCAAGGGCAUGCUUUGCAUCAACCCCGCCCUGCCCAACAAGAAGCUGCUCUGCCUGCGGCCCAGCAUGCAGACGUUCUCCUGCACCAGCUCGGAGUACCUCGACGUGGUCAAAGUCUCCGCAUCUCGCUCUGUGACAUUGAACCUACCCCUGAUUACGAUCCUGGAGCAGCUGGGAGUGCGGACAGACAAAUUAAUGCGUCUGCAAGAAAACAUACUUCAAUUUACAGACGCCCUCGUCGAGGAGUCCAGUGCAGUUAACAUGCUGGCAGCAUGGUCUAAGCUGCCGCUGCCGUACGAGGACCUGUCCAAGGCUGGCUCUCAGCUCACGCUGGACCCCUUCUUUCAGUCGCUGCUUCUAGCCGUGUACCGAAAUGCGGUCGCGGGCCUUCGGUACAAGACUCGCAUAGUGCUGCCUGUGGAUCGUGCCCGCAACAUGCUUGGAGUGGUUGACACUACAAACAAGCUCCGGUAUGGCGAGUGCACCGAGAUACGCCGACCACAUGUGCAGUACCAUGAACCACCUAAGUGGACUGUCAUCAUGGGCACUGUCCUUGUCACCAAGUGCCCCGGCCUGCACCCGGGUGACGUGCGAAAGUUCACCGCCAUCAACAUGCCAGAGCUGCACCACGUCAUUGACUGCAUCGUGUUUCCAGCACACGGACCCAGGCCACACCCCGACGAAAUGGCUGGCUCCGACUUGGACUGGGACGAGUAUAUCGUCAUUUGGGAGAAGUGUCCGUUUUUCGUGGGACCAAACAGACCUCCCAUGAUCUUUUCGGACAGGAACACUGAGCCGGACAACAAAGAAAUCACGACUGAUGACGUGAUCAAGUUUUUCUGCAAUUACAUCAAGAACGACUCCAUCGGUAUCCUCUCGAACGCCCACCACCUGGCAUGGGCUGACCAGGAGCCGGGAGGAAUUCACUCGCCAAGGUGUCUUGCCAUCGCAGAGAAGAUCAGCAUCUGCCUCGACUUUGCCAAGAAUGGUCAGACAGCCUUCUUGCGGCGUGACGAACGCCUCCAGCUUUACCCAGACUUCAUGGAGAAAGGCAGCCACAAAACUACAUACCGGUCGGACUGGGCGCUCGGGGUCCUGUACCGAAUGUGCUGUUCCCUGGAAGCUGCCGUCAGCAUGCUCGGCCAUCAGCAUGUCGAUCCAGGCCGGCGCUGUGCACUCGCCGUGCCAGGGUGGGAGGACUACAGAGAGUCGACGAUUCAAGCCCUCACAAAUUACAAUUCAAACAUUCGCCGAAUUCUGAGCCAGUAUGGAAUUGGGUCGGAGGGUGAGGUGAUGAACUUUUUAACUGAGACAACACGCAACAUCUUCUAUACUGAUGUUCUUACUGAGAACAACUGCAUCAGCGAUUCCGAGGAGCUGCACAAACGGAAGCUGCGCAGAACCUCUGCCUGGUACAUGUUGACGUACGAGCCCAAUGUGGAGAACACAUUCUUCAGUUUUCCUUGCUGCAUUGCCGAUGUCCUGGUAGAAAUUUUGCGCAGCUCAGAUGUGCAGGCCAGGGUGUGGUGCCCGAACAACCUGCACUGGAAAAUUGACCAGCUCGUCACGAACAAUAGUGACUUUACAGAAGAUGACGAUCUGGGUGCAGGUUGCGAUUCAUUCAGGACUGCCUUCAGAAUCGUUGAGAAGUGGCUUAAAGAUGAAACACUUCUCAAUCAGCAUGAACCAGGCACUUCAACCAAGCCUGGGCUAUGUUCCAACUGCCUGCUGGAUUACACAGAGUUUCUGGGAAACAAAAAUCUUUCGCCAGUGGGCAGGAUUGUAAUGAGGAGGCGGCAUGCAAUGAUGCUGUUGGUGGCAGGGGUACCGAACUUGACUGAAUCGACGGCUCAAGAGGCAAUGGAAGAAUGUGCGGAUCGAGAGGAACAAACCGAAAAGGCUGUUUCUCAAGUCUGGCAAACAGUGGACGGUUUCUUGGAGCCUCUUUUGUUAGACGAUUCUGAAGAUGAGAAAAAUGAGCCCAGGAUGGCAUACCAGAAUGGACAGGUUGAUGAUCAACAAGACUCUGAGGUCUCUCGUUCUCUAGUGUUUCCUCUGCAACAGGCUUCGGACACGAGCAACUCUGAGCCGGACAUUUGCGAGGACCCCAGUGUCGGAACUCUGGUCGUCUGCUUCCUCCGGUGGUGUCUUGAGCAGCACCAGCUGCCCGGAGAAACGUGCCGUGUUGGUGCGUGCGCAGGUGGCGGCCACGAGUGCCAGACCCACAGGUUGCCGAUGGUGGCGUUGCGGGUUUACAGUUCGUUGGCGGUGUCGCUGGACCCAUGCCACGUCUCUCUGCCAUGUGACCCUGCGUAUCACAAGCCGCACCAAGAGGUUGUUGAGAGAGACCCCGUCCGGAUCCAGAUAGCCAAUCCGAUGAUGAAUCAGAUGCUGAAGGACAAGCUCCAUGUGCACUCUGCGCUGUUCAACGCCGUGUGCGCUCUGGUCUUGGUCGUGCUGCCGUCUCCACCGCACAGCCAGGCGGACCAGGUGACGCCCACGCGUUUCCAGAGCUACUGGCUCGUCGCCCUCGACUACGGCAGCAAGGGUUAA
Messenger RNA from Dermacentor silvarum, 3460 nucleotides. RefSeq lists its product as uncharacterized. Gene Ontology annotation, biological process: siRNA processing. Gene Ontology annotation, cellular component: nuclear RNA-directed RNA polymerase complex. Gene Ontology annotation, molecular function: RNA-directed RNA polymerase activity. The record is from RefSeq and is a predicted model, not a curated record. Lineage: Eukaryota; Metazoa; Arthropoda; Arachnida; Ixodida; Ixodidae.